GGAAAGAUAUGCAAAAGAAAAAAGGUGCAAAAGUUUAAUAACAUUGACAACUAUAAACAGAGUUAUCUUUUCUGAACAGCAGCAUAAGCAAAAUAUUAAAUCAAUGUUAUAGGUUUUCUUCUUCAUGGAUGUAGGGGUGACAAUAGCCUGAAGUGAAAAACAGUGAACAGUUGUUGAACAUCUUAUGAAAGACAUUAAGGCAAAUGCACGUUUUCUGUUGUGUUGGCAAUCUACUUUCGUCAUAAGAAUUUGAAUAUACAUCAAGAAAGCUAUCUUUCCUGAACUAGCAUUAGCAACAUAGAUGCCCAAUAGUCUGUAAUGAAAAACAGUGAACAGUUGUUCAACGCCUUGUAAAAGACGUUAAGGCAAAUUCAUGUGCUCUGUUCUGUGGGCUGUUUACUUUCGUCAUAAGAAUUUGAAUAUACAUCAAGAAAGCUAUCUUUCCUGAACUAGCAUUAGCAACAUAGAUGCCCAAUAGUCUGUAAUGAAAAACAGUGAACAGUUGUUCAACGCCUUGUAAAAGACGUUAAGGCAAAUUCAUGUGCUCUGUUCUGUGGGCUGUUUACUUUCGUCAUAAGAAUUUGAAUAUACAUCAAGAAAGCUAUCUUUCCUGAACUGUAGCAUUAGCAAAAUGGAUGGAAAUGGCCUUGGAUGAAAAACAGUGAACAGUUGUUGAACAUCUUAUGAAAGACAUUAAGGCAAAUGCACGUUUUCUGUUGUGUUGGCAAUCUACUUUCGUCAUAAGAAUUUGAAUAUACAUCAAGAAAGCUAUCUUUCCUGAACUGUAGCAUUAGCAAAAUGGAUGGAAAUGGCCUUGGAUGAAAAACAGUGAACAGUUGUUGAACAUCUUAUGAAAGACGUUAAGGCAAAUGCAUGUGCUCUGUUGCGUGGGCCGUCUACUUUCGUCAUAAGAAUUUGAAUAUACAUCAAGAAAGCUAUCUUUCCUGAACUGUAGCACUAGCAACAUGGAUGGAAAUGGCCUUGGAUGAAAAACAGUGAACAGUUGUUGAACACCUUGUAAAAGACAUUAAGGCAAAUGCAUGUGCUCUGUUGUGUGGGCCGUUUACUUUCGUCAUAAGAAUUUGAAUAUACAUCAAGAAAGCCAUCUUUCCUGAACUGUAGCAUUAGCAACAUGGAUGCAAAUAGUUUGGAAUGAAAAACAGUGAACAGUUGUUGAACACCUUGUAAAAGACAUUCAGGUAAAUGCAUGUACUCUGUUCUCUGCCCAUCGCAAGUGAUGUCGCUAUUGGAAAAAGAAACUGUCAUUCCUGAAACUUUAACCGAUAGAAGAAAUUACAAGUUCCAAAAAUAUGGAACUCGAUUACCAAACCUUAUUUGGAAGAAAUACAACAAUAUGACAUAAAUCAUUUCCCAUAAUUGUAACAGUUGUAACUGGAACUGCCGGAGCUGUCUGGAUCCGCCCAUGCAGCAACCAACGAGAAAUGAGUGAGAAAAGACUGCUAUCAGGCGUGGUUUUCAGUCAGAUCAACUUCAGUAGCAUUUGGGCAACAAAAACAGUAAUGGUUGUUUCAGUGACCCCGGCAUCAUAAUGAGGUCAUAAUUUUUGCUACAUCGCAAGUGACGAACAAUUGAACGGUCCAUCACUGCAAUCAGUCGUCAAAAAGGAGCUGCACCUGGUCUUAUAUGACAGGUCCCAAACUCAACUUUGGUCUUGAUCACGCGCUGCGAACAAAUGUUGAAAUCGCUUUGGUCGCAAUGAACAUAUCCUAGUUCGCGCGAACAAGCAGGUUACAAUGUAACAAUAAAGUAGUACGAAACAAGCAAAGGCUGUUGCACAGCAACGGUCGUAUGGAUACGGGGAAUUAGCGGUCAGUCAAAGCAACUGCAACAGAUAGAAUCAUGAUAGUAGUACGCAGAGACAGACGUCAUAAAAGGGCCUAGGCAAAACACUGCUGGUAGAUUCCAUAGUCACGAGUCUGUAUGCAAGAUGCAAAACACAUUGUCACAAGAUGGCUUGGUCAGUUGCCAUUAAAACCGCGAAACAAAAGGUUUUCAGCGACCAAAUUACGCGGCUGUUGUUUUCAAGCAUUAGAGAAAACAUGUCGAGUUGCCCUCAUGCUAGAAAUUUUCACUGGGUUCCAGUCCCAACAGCAAAAGCCAGUCAUUUGCAUGGACAGGAGCAAGAUGAUUUCCAACAUCUAAUGCUCGAGUUCACAGAUCCACAGCCAGGCGGUGUGAAAGUGGGGCAGGCUGCCAAAAUCCUGGAUAAUGUUUGCUCACCAGAGAGACUAGUAGAAGGGAUCAACAAGCUUACUUCUGGGCAUUCAUCUGUAGGAAUACUUUUUAAUAAUUUCGAUGGAGACGUCAUCGGAAACUGGGGUAGAGAGGGUGCAGCUCAAGCAUGGAAAGCGUACCUCAAAGGGUUUGGCAAUCUCUACUGCGACUCUCGAAACGAGGGUCGGAUAGCUAAAGGACGGCUAAAUGGGGAACGCAUUGUUUUCGUUGGGAUGCUCGAUACAGAUGACUUGCAACAAAAAGCAUUGGCACUGGCCGCAGAAAAACGAGAAGUUGAGGCGAGCAAAAAGUUAAGCGCGCUUGUAACGGAGCAUUCUUUGAGGCUUACAAACCUCGUUAAAGAAAUUAGUCGCACGUCGUUAGAAUGUCUGUUUGUUCUUAGUGGUGGAGACAAUGCGGUUUACGCAUGCGCUAAAGCAGUUAAGGCUCAAGACAACGACGUCUUAUUGUUACGACUUGACAGACAUAUGGACGAGCGCGACUUGUCACUCAGAUCAGAUCCACAAAAAGCGUCGACAGAACUACAUCCCCACAGUGGUAACGGCGUAACACAUGCGAAGUUGGAGCGGUUGAUUAAGUAUGACUUUCUCAUCGGCUGUGAUUAUGAACAUAAUAAUGAUCAGUGCAUUCGUAAUUCACAAAGAUUUAGCCAGACCUGUCUAACGUCUGUAAUCACUAUGGAGGAGAUGCGCUUUGACCCAAAAAACUUUAUCGAUGGUGUUAUCACGGAAAUCAAGGAAAUCAUGAAAGAGAAUAGUCACGUGGAUGUUAUUGUUAACAUUGACUGCGAUACGCUUAAUGGCAUUCCUUCAAGCGCUGAGACAUUUACAGGUGGACUGGAUCCGAUGUGGGGAUGUUAUCUCCUCAAAGUGCUUUCGCGGCUCCCUAGGCUGCCAAAAAUCAUUCGCAUAGCAGAAUUGCAUUAUUGUGGAGACGAACAGAGACAACGGAUUGCUAUCGAUUUUGCUGCUGAAAUUGUUAAGUCGGGCGUAAAAGCAAUUCAAGAAAUUAUUCAUUCUAAGUAGUUCGAAUGAACCACUGUGCAGUGUCAAUACGCUUGAACCAUUGUAUAUAGCACAUAGGUCUCAAUCCCAACAAAAAGUACAGGGUAUUUCGCUGAACAUUUGCAAAAGAAAAUUAAAGGGACCUUUUCAUAAAUUGAAACUCUUAACUUUGACAACAAUUUUGCUUAGCUCGGACAAGCAAUAGCUCUUCGUAUGAAUUCAACAAUUUUAGACACUUCACACUUCUAAAUAAUCGUCUUAAAAACAUUGAGCCAUGAUAAAUAGCCAUCUUCUGCAGGAGUCAUUUGCUUUAGGUAUGCUCACUGUGGUUUCGUAUGAAUUUUGCACCCAUUUUUUACAAACGUUGAAAGUUGGCCGUCUUAAAAUCAAUAAGAGGUAACUUCAAGAGACCAGUCUCAGGUCCAACAAUAGUGAUUCAGCAUGAAAAUCAUUUGACUCAGCGUUCGCCAAGAUCAACCUUUUCUUUUAUCAUCACUCGAUGCCUUUAAAAAGAAAGUCUUUCAAGAAAAGUAAAAAGAGGUAGAAACAAUUGCAAAAUGCCUCUUGUAAAACUUGUCCCAAAGUUUUAACGUAUUCCCAUCUUUUUAGGUUCCGGAAUCUAAUCCUCAAUGCUCUUUCGACUGCUUGCAGCGUUUUUCCCUACCCCAUUUGUGUUUAAUCGAACAAGAAACUUUUUGAGCGUGUAGAGGAAUAACUUCUUACCUUUGAACCUUGCUCCAUCAAGAAGGCUGUCAUUUCUGAGUGUCGUUGUUGUAUUGCAACAUCAACUGGUUCAAAACCUCCCUAAAAAGUAAUUGUUCUAAGUAUAUAUGCUUUUGACCUAAAGAGAGCUAGGGUAUAUCUGUCAACCGACUGUAUAGAUAUCUUAACAAAGAAGUAAAUUCCCUAAGAAAGUUUUCUGAUGCGGCUUUGCCACAUAACAUACAAAUAUGACAAUGUGUGACAUUCCUUUAAAAAAGAAAUAUUUUCGAACUUAUUCAAGUCAUUUGAUGAA
This is a messenger RNA of Rhopilema esculentum, 4275 nucleotides long. The record is from RefSeq and is a predicted model, not a curated record. NCBI's taxonomy places the organism in Eukaryota, Metazoa, Cnidaria, Scyphozoa, Rhizostomeae, Rhizostomatidae.